AUUUAAUUGGCCACUGUCCGCUGUCAGUUGUCAAAGUGACAGUUCGAGGUUAAUUCAUCGUAAUUUCGCCAACUUGAUUGAUCACUCAAAAUGGGGCACGGUUUCGGGCAGUUAUAUAAACUCCGAGGAAUCAUCACUUACCGAUUAUCGCCCUUUGAACUCAAGGCCUUCUCUGGCAUUUUUUCACACGGUGUCCCAAACACUUUGAGACGUAUUAAAGAAGAAUUUUUAUACGUAGUUCCACCCCUCCUUCUUGGUUACGUGGUUUACGACCAAGUUGAAAAAGAACACCAAAGACUAAUGAGGAAAAAUCCAGCUGAUUUCGAAAAUGAUCAAUAAUUUGUAACGAUUUAGUCAAUAAAUAGCAAUAGUAGAAAUUGUUUAUUUACAUAACUUAAAACAGUUAGAAAAAUAUCAAAAUAUAGAAAAAUGUGAGUUAGA
Molecule: messenger RNA, 441 nt
Organism: Tribolium madens (black flour beetle)
Lineage: Eukaryota; Metazoa; Arthropoda; Insecta; Coleoptera; Tenebrionidae
Gene: UQCR-Q
Product: cytochrome b-c1 complex subunit 8
Exons: 3
Coding region: 91-339 (82 amino acids)
Biological process (GO): mitochondrial electron transport, ubiquinol to cytochrome c
Source: RefSeq, a predicted model, not a curated record